This is a messenger RNA of Ogataea philodendri, 435 nucleotides long. RefSeq lists its product as uncharacterized. Lineage: Eukaryota; Fungi; Ascomycota; Pichiomycetes; Pichiales; Pichiaceae. The transcript has a single exon. The record is from RefSeq and is a predicted model, not a curated record. Bases 1 to 435 code for a protein of 144 amino acids.
AUGACAACUUCUUCAAACUCGGACGCCUCUCUACAAACACAACAUGGGCGUGCGUCGCUGCGAAAAAGGCUCGAUUCCGGUUCUUUGUCUGACCCGACCUCGAAUUCGUCAAUCUCAAACUUGCUUUCGUACCUUGGAACAAACGUUGGUGUUUUCGCUUUCUUGGACUUACGCUCGGCAGGCUCUUCUGAUGAUCUCUUCUUGACCUUGACUGGCUCUUCCUCGGGUUUGCCGUCGUUAUAUGGAAGUGUGACAGUUAAAGUCUUUUUCUGGUUUUCUGACUUGACUGGUUUUUUUACCUUUAACGAUUUCUUCUUCGACUUGUCGUCGGAGAGCUCCUCGGUCUUCAGAGAGUCUUCCUUGACCUUUGUUCUAUUACGCAAUGAAGGCUCGAACUUUUUGUCUUCGUCGGUGAUCUUGCGAGGUCUGGCUUGA